GCGCUGGCCUGAGCGCUUCUGGAGGGGCCGUGCGGUCUCCACCAGCGGCCGCAGGACCGCGGAGCAGCUCUAGCUCGCCCUCCUGCCCUCGCGCUCUACACGAGAUCUCCGCCGUGUGCCAGGGCGCAGCGCGUGGAGCGCCUGCCUCGCUUGGUCCUCUCUAGCGUCACCAUGCUGCCGCCGCAGCUGUACUGGCUGCCUCUGCUCGCCGCGCUGCUGCCGCCUGUGCCCGCGCAGAAGUUCUCGGCGCUCACGUUCUUGAGAGUUGACCAAGACAAAGACAGAGACUGCAGCCUGGACUGCCCCAGCUCCUCCCAAAAGCCCCUCUGUGCCUCCGACGGGAGGACCUUCCUGUCUCGAUGUGAGUUCCAGCGGGCCAAGUGCAAAGAUCCGCAGCUGGAGAUCGCCCACCGUGGGAACUGCAAAGAUGUGUCCAGGUGUGUGGCCGAGAGGAAGUAUACCCAGGAGCAGGCCCGGAAGGAGUUCCAACAAGUGUUCAUCCCAGAAUGCAAUGAUGAUGGUACCUACAGUCAGGUCCAGUGUCACAGCUACACGGGUUACUGUUGGUGCGUGACGCCAAACGGGAGGCCCAUCAGUGGCACCGCUGUGGCCCACAAGACGCCCAGGUGCCCUGGGUCAAUAAAUGAGAAGUUGCCCCAGCGGGAAGGCGCAGGAAAAGCAGUCUCCUUGCAAAUCUUUUCCGUUCUGAAUUCAGAUGAUGCUGCAGCCCCAGCAUUGGAGACUCAGCCCCAAGGAGAUGAAGAAGAUAUUGCAUCCCGUUAUCCCACGCUCUGGACCGAGCAAGUUAAAAGUCGCCAGAACAAGACCAAUAAAAACUCAGCCUCCUCCUGUGACCAGGAGCACCAGUCAGCUCUGGAGGAAGCCAAGCAGCCCAAGAAUGACAACGUCGUGAUCCCCGAGUGUGCCCAUGGUGGCCUCUACAAGCCAGUGCAGUGCCACCCGUCCACCGGUUACUGCUGGUGUGUGCUGGUGGACACUGGGCGGCCCAUUCCUGGGACCUCCACAAGGUAUGAGCAGCCCAAGUGUGACAACACAGCCAGAGCUCACCCAGCCAAGGCCCGCGACCUGUACAAGAAUCGGCCACUGCAGGGUUGUCCUGGUGCCAAAAAGCAUGAGUUUCUGACAAGCGUCCUGGAUGCACUCUCCACAGACAUGGUUCAUGCUGUCUCCGACCCCUCCUCUUCCUCUGGCAGGCUGCCGGAGCCAGACCCCAGCCACACCCUGGAAGAGAGGGUUGUGCACUGGUACUUCAAGCUGCUUGACAAGAACGCCAGUGGAGACAUCGGCAAGAAGGAAAUCAAGCCCUUUAAGAGGUUCCUGCGGAAAAAGUCCAAGCCCAAGAAGUGUGUGAAGAAGUUCGUGGAGUACUGUGACGCGGACAAUGACAAGUCCAUUACCGUGCAGGAGCUGAUGGGUUGCUUGGGUGUCACCCGAGAGGAGGGGAAAGCCAGCACCAGGAAGCGCCACACCCCCAGAGGAAACACUGAAAGUACAGCCAAUAGACAGCCCAGGAAACAAGGAUGAACGACUGACUGUUCAAGGAAGUUCCUAGACAUGUGGGAAUCCCUCACCAAAGAGCUAUUAAAAACGAAAAAACGUAUAGUAUUUGCACUUUGUACUUUAAAUGUAAAUUCACUUUGUAGAAAUGAGAUAUUUAAACAGACUGUUUUGAUCUGUGAAAAUGGAAGGCUGGCUUCGGGAAAUUAAUCACAUACAAUGUAUGUGUCCUUGUUUGACCUUAAAGAUCUGUGCUGAUGGGGAUGGGUUUUGAAUGCAUUUCCAUUUCAUUUCCUUGUCCUUUUGUGGAGGGCCUGGUUUGUACCCUUGCCCUUUUCUCUGCCUGCAAUCUCUGUUGGCUGGCUCCCAGCGUUCCUGAUGCAAGCCAGAGGACUAUCACUUCCUUAGAGGCUUACAGGGUCGUGCAGUUUACAUGCAUGGUCACCUGGUCUACGGUUGCCUGUUCCGUGAGGUUUUGCUGUCUAGAGAUGCCACUCGAUACCGUGGGUCACACAGGCACCAGCUCGAGCAUAGCCUUAACCUCUAGUAGCCCCUGGCUGAGGUUCUGCUGCCAGACUGUCAUAUUCUGGUCUGAGCUUCUGCUUUAGUUUUGUCCCUGUUUGAGCCAAUCCUGCUGUUCAAUCUCCAAGGGGCUGAGAGGGCCAACUCCGGAGAGUCCUCCUUCAGAGAACAAACCUAACCCUGGCAGACUGACUCUAUCCCGCCGGCUCAGUACCCAGUCCACCUGCCUCUCUUCUAAGUGGCUGUUGCCCUUCCUGCUGUGGCCCUUCUCAGGAUCCCUGGAAGGGAACCAUGUCUUCUGCGGAGACCAGGGGCCACAUCUUGAGGAAGAAGCAGCUAGAAUGCAUCAUCCCAAGAGUACUGAACAGCAGGCAGCUAAGAACUUCACUCUCACUCUCUGGAGGCCUCCAGGAUAGUAGGGAAUUCAUCCAAGGCCCUUAUGGGAUGAAGGUUAGGAACCGGAUGCCCAUGCUGGGGGAAGCUGGCCUGAUCUGUUUGUAUGGUUGGCUGCCAUCCUCAGACCUAGAAUCUGGUCUCGAGAAACAACUGCAGAUCCGGGAGAGCUGGGGCAAUUCUCUCAGAUCAGGUUUUAAUGGAAAGACUCCCAUGGCCCCCAGCCUCUCCGUAUAUGCCUGUGGGUGUACGUAAACACUCUAAGGCCUUUGCUCAUUGGAACUGUCUAGAGGUAAGAACUGACUGGCUCACGUGCAUGCCAACAUUGUCUACAAAAAACGUAUGAUCUCAACUGUUUUGGAUAAUCUUUUAUAUUUCUGAACCCUGAAUUUAAUCAUUUUUAUUACAUUAAAUAUGCUAUUAAAACCGUA
Messenger RNA from Chionomys nivalis (European snow vole), 2864 nucleotides. RefSeq names its product SPARC related modular calcium binding 2 (gene Smoc2). The transcript is spliced from 13 exons. The coding region runs from base 172 to 1545 and encodes 457 amino acids. Gene Ontology annotation, molecular function: calcium ion binding; heparin binding; protein binding. Gene Ontology annotation, cellular component: basement membrane. The record is from RefSeq and is a predicted model, not a curated record. NCBI's taxonomy places the organism in Eukaryota, Metazoa, Chordata, Mammalia, Rodentia, Cricetidae. Gene Ontology annotation, biological process: extracellular matrix organization.